AUGGCUUUGCAGGUAAAACAGGUUAGUGAAAAAAUAAUUCGAGAAUUGACAGGAAGAACAGCUCUAAAAAUUCCCUACGUUGCCUUGAACUACAAAAUCUUCGAAAAAGUGCUCUCUGAAGACACGCUGAAGGUCCUAACCAUCAUACAGAUGGACGAGGACAUCGAGUCUGAAGUGUGGCAGAUGUGCUCGGUGCUCCGGGACCUCGAACUCAACAAGGAGGCUCCUCACUACUUCCCCCACUGCUCCACGGCGCCCUUCGUCCUCUACCUGGCCCUGGCGGAGUUCUCCAGGUACCAAGAACACGUCCCUGCUGGGGAGCGCCGCGCCCUCCUGCUGGGGACCGUGUGGCCGCACUUCAUGCCCUUCGUCAGCCGCUGGGUCGACGUCACCUGCUACCGGGUGCUGUGCAGGAUCCGGAUUGCCAUCCUGACGGACCGCGUGGCCAAUACCGGGGAGCCUGUGCAGUACACCACAUCGGCCGUGGACACCACCUCCUGCUUCUACCACGUCAAGACCUUCUGGCGCCACCUGGCCUGGCCGGACCCCUGCUCGUCGUACACGAUGCUCGUCAAGAUGAUCGAGAGCAUGUCGGGAGCAGCGGACUACUACGUGUACCUUCUGCAGCAGCGCCUGCACACCCUGGCCACAGACACGCAGGAGGACGAGCGCGCGCAACAGCUGUGCAUCACCGUCAACAACAUGAGCACGUGCGCCCACUCGCUCACGCUGCUCAGGGGGAACUGCAGGAGAAGACGCAAUUUCGCCGAGGACCCAUUCGGUCGCGAUUUGGCCGUCAAGACAAAUGCCGGCUUUUUCCGGAUGGUUGAAUAA
Penaeus vannamei (Pacific white shrimp) is the source of this 834-nucleotide messenger RNA. The record is from RefSeq and is a predicted model, not a curated record. Lineage: Eukaryota; Metazoa; Arthropoda; Malacostraca; Decapoda; Penaeidae.